ACUUUCAUGCCGCUGCGAGGGCGCAUGCGCAGUCAAGUUACAGAAGUAUUUCCUGGUCCUAACGGUCACAUGACAACAAACUGGAAACGCUGGAUGGCCAAACCUCUCGCUAAAAUUUACCUAUGGCAGGAUUAGCGGGGGUACAUGGCAGGCUAAGCUAAGAACCAUGUCACUCCAGGCCUCUCGUAUGUCAGUGUUCACCUUUCAGUCUGCAGUGCACUGCGCCCACGUCCUCCAGUGUCUCAACGAGCAGAGGCAGCAGGACGUCCUGUGCGAUGUGACCGUAUUGGUCGGGGGCACGAGUUUCCGCGCCCACUGCUCUGUCCUGGCAUCGUGCAGCGACUAUUUCCACAGCAGGGUCACCAGUAUCACCAGGCAGAAUCCCAUAAUCACCUUACCCGAUGAGGUGACAGUGGAGGGAUUUGAACCCUUGCUACAAUUUGCCUACACAUCAAAGCUGCUGUUCACCAAAGAAAACAUCCACGCCAUCCACAGAAGUGCUGAGUUUUUAGGUUUUCAUAACUUGGAGUCGGCAUGCUUUGAUUUCCUCAUCCCAAAGUUUACUGAAGACGGCAAACCAACACAGGAGGUCAGGCGAAAAGGCUGUUGUCAGAGUAGAGACCCCAGUGUUGGUUUAGGGCCCAGUGUAGAGAGCAGCCAGCCUAAAUCACUAGAGUCCCACAGCUCAGUGCCUUCAGGAGGAGAUGUGCAAAUAGACUUCCCAUCACAGUGUCCGCAGAGCACACAGGGUCAGACCAGCAGAGGGGAUGACCACUUCUGUUUGGAGAACUGCGGCCCACAAAUGCCCUCCUUAUCCCUGAGGCUAACGACGAGUGGUGUGUGCCCCAUGUUGUCUGCGGCAUGUCCAGACACCAACAAAGCAGACUCCUCUCCUCCUUUAGAAAUAGGUAGUGCGUGCAAUCAGAAUGAGUUGAGCUUGGUCGACUGUGCCCUAUCCUGUGAGCUGUCAAACCCUGAAGGUGUGAACUCGCCAGAGCUCAUUCAGCCAGCAGGCAGAGAUGUAAACCAGACUGUUGAGACACUUGGUGUUGAAACGAACUGUAACCCCGCUCCAUGUCCCCUUGACACAUCUGGGGCAGAGGGUAGUAGCGAGUUAUUAGAGCAGAGUGAGGCUGGCCUAGAACAGAGAAUGGAUGGUGAUCUCUCAGACCCUGUACUGACUGGUCUAAGUCAUGAAGAGGGAUUUGGGGAGAGGAGCAGCGUGGAGAGAGAGGUGGCUGAGCAUCUGGCUAAGGGAUUUUGGCCCGACCUAUGCCCAUCUCAGGCUCAGACACUCUCCCUGGAUCCCAUUGACCAAAGCAAUCUGGCAAAAGCUUCAGACUUUCAUUGGCUUAAGCAGCUGGACCUGAGCUCCAGCACAGGGGACUGUCCCUUCCUCAGGGACCUUGCAGCAGGUGAUGACCAGGCUCCAGGGACUGACAGCCUGUCCCAGUCAGAGAAGAGUCCCUACAUGUCGUCCUCCCUCAACUCAGGGGAGGAUUCAGACCUGGACACAGAUGGUGAUACUGAGGCUAACAACAAAAGAGCAGAAGAGGUGCAGCUGCCAUUCCCGGUGGAGCAGAUCUCGACACUGAGCCGCAGUGCCUUCCAGCAGCUUCUGAGACACCAACACCUGACCCCGGAUCAGCUAGAGUUUGUGCACGACGUCCGGCGACGAAGCAAAAACCGUGUGGCUGCUCAGCGCUGCAGAAAGAGGAAGCUAGACAGUAUAUACAAGCUAGAGUGUGAAAUCAACACAUUGAGAGGUGAGAAAGAGCGGCUGAUGCAUGAGCGAACUCAGCUGGAGCAGAACCUGGAGGAGACGCGUCAGAGCCUCUGUGGGCUGUGUAAGAGCGUCAGCAUCGAGUCCGGCCCCGACCAGGACCACUCGCAGCUUCUCGCCAAGCUCUCCUCCCCAGACUUCCCCAUCUCAGACCUGCUCACACCCAUGUCCUCUCCCGGCCUCCUAGGCAAAGAUCAGGACUCCCAGACUGCCAUGGACAUGGUAAGCUGUCCCUCAGAGUGUAAUGCAAGUGGACCAACUGCAAACUCAGUCCAGACCAACCCACAGACAGAAGAGGGAGGCUCCCCACAGAGCUGCCCCGUCUCCCUCCUCAAUGCCUGCCUGGACAUGAACAACAACUUAUAAUUGAACUCCAAUUCCAUUUGUACUCAAGCAGGAGAACGUUGGAGACAUUUUUGAGUAUUUACUGUAUUCCCCUUUUGGGGUAGAUAUGCUUCCCUGUUUCUUUCUACUGUAUGAAUUUCUGCCUGGUAUCUGUAUCUAAUGUGACAUAGAGGAAUUUCAAUUCUUCCUCAUUGUAUUGUCAAUAUGCAUUUCACUGUAGUAGAAUAUGAAACACAUUAUUCAUAUUUCAAGGUGCAUAAAAGUUUCAGGAAAUUUCACCAAGUUUCCAUUUGCAGUUUAGGAAUUUGUUUUAUCCACAUUCCUUUCUCAGGGAAAGUCAUAGGCCAACUAUGCAUUGUUGGUUAAUAUAACUCUUGUUACAGCUUUCCACCACCCUCCUCACACACAGCUGUGAGAACAGAAUACAUGUUUCUUGUAUUCCAUUUAGGCCACUUUUCAUCUUCAGUCAUAGUCUCAGUCUGUAUCAUAUUCCACCAAUACACUGUUUCUAUAAAUAUGCACAGCACUGAUGUAACUUUUAACAGUGAAAUGAAAAUAUUAUAGUUAACCGAUACCUUUUCAAUAGCAUUAUCUGAAUGCAAAUGGCUAAUUUGAAUGGAUAGCUGUUACCAUUGAAGAUAUUUGGAGAACGGUUCCAGUGUGUCUAAAAGCAUUAUGGCAUAACAUAAGAAAGUAUGUUUUGAUGCAACAUGUGCCUUAUGUUCGUGUGUACUUGGAAUUCUGAAAGAUCAAAGUCAAGGCAAUCUUUGUAUUUUUUUUGUCUCAAGCACUGUUGCACAUUAACCAAGAGCCCCUUUUGAUUGUAUCCUCCUAAUUUUAGGUCUGUCUGCAGGCAUGUUGAUUAUUUUUUAUUGAAUGCUUUCAUGGAUCAUACAUUUAAAUAAAUAACAUUUUGUGUA
Molecule: messenger RNA, 3048 nt
Organism: Myripristis murdjan (pinecone soldierfish)
Lineage: Eukaryota; Metazoa; Chordata; Actinopteri; Holocentriformes; Holocentridae
Gene: bach1a
Product: BTB and CNC homology 1, basic leucine zipper transcription factor 1 a
Exons: 5
Coding region: 167-2149 (660 amino acids)
Biological process (GO): regulation of transcription by RNA polymerase II
Molecular function (GO): DNA-binding transcription factor activity, RNA polymerase II-specific; protein binding; RNA polymerase II cis-regulatory region sequence-specific DNA binding
Source: RefSeq, a predicted model, not a curated record